CGAGCCCUAACCGGAAUGGCCCACUCUACUCGAUUCGGGUUCCAAGUUUCAACCCGACUGACCGUCACGGUUGAGUCGGGUCGUCUAAAAUUACCUGUCACUUUCCCAGGGAGAGAAGAAAACAGAAAUUUUCCCUUCGCUUCUCCGUUUCAUUGGAACAGAUCGCGCGAGAGAUCGAGAGAUAGCCUCGAGAAGUUCCAGUCGUCGGAAUCUUGCCCGAAUUCUACACCGCUCUCGCAAUCUCCGCCGGAGUCAUCGUCCAGCGAGCCCAAUUCCAAUCGUUCGAGCAGAGGUGACGGCCCCGUGAGGAUGAGCUCUUCUGGCGGUGGAUACGCUGUUGAAGUCACAAGUCUGUCUCCAAAGGCUACGGAGAGUGAUCUGUACGAUUUCUUUGCUUUUUCUGGUGCUAUCGAGCAUCUGGAGAUUGUAAGAUCUGGUGACUACGGCUCUACUGCCUAUGUGACUUUCAAAGACGCAUACUCUCAGGAGACGGCCGUCUUGCUGAGUGGUGCCACUAUUGUUGAUCAGCAAGUCUGCAUUACUCGCUGGGGGCACUACGAUGAUGAACUCGACUUUUGGAAUAGGGCUUACUCCCUGAGGCAGGAAGAUGAUACUAGCUCAAGCACUCAAGGAGGUCAGUUUGUCUCGAAUCCUGGGGAAGCUGUGGCUGUGGCCCAAGAAGUCGUGAAGACCAUGCUUGCAAAGGGAUACACGCUGAGCAAAGAUGCACUGGCCAAGGCCAAAGACUUUGAUGAGUCCCAUCAAGUUUCGGCCACUGCCUUAAAUAAGGUAUCUGACUUCGCUGAGAGAACUGGCCUUGCCGAUAAGCUUUUUGCAGGUGUUGAAGCGGUCAAGUCUGUUGAUGAGAAAUACCAUGUGACGGAGCUCACGAGAUCAGCUGUAUCAGCAACGGGGAGAUCAGCUGCAGCAGCCGCAAACUCAGUGAUGAACAGCAGCUACUUCUCAAAGGGAGCUCUUUGGUUCUCUGGUGCUCUCAAUCGUGCAGCACAGGUCGCCGCUGAUUUGGGCAGUCAGGGCGCUCAACAACGAGGUUGACAUUAGAAUACAAAAGACUCUUUGGGCUAUCUAGGUAGCUUGGGGACGUUUCAGCAUGCUGCCGUUGGUAAUACUCGAGUUGCAUCCACUAUAACCGGAACGGUGAUAGAUCUGUAUGCUCAAUAGUUUAGAUACGACAUAUUCUCUGUAUACCCACUCGUCGAAUGAUUCCAUCAUUCGAAUACGCUUUUCUGCUCAUUGAGUAUGUUCCUUCUAAUCGAUAGACACUCGGAAAUCAUAAACUCGACUUCAGUGAUCACUUGUAGCGCGGGUGGGAACUUCCGGAAGAUGGAGAUAAUUAGAUCCAUGUCAACCGGGACGAAUGUAAUUGAAAACUCAGCUGAAGUUUACUCCC
Molecule: messenger RNA, 1411 nt
Organism: Punica granatum (pomegranate)
Lineage: Eukaryota; Viridiplantae; Streptophyta; Magnoliopsida; Myrtales; Lythraceae
Source: RefSeq, a predicted model, not a curated record